Molecule: messenger RNA, 1747 nt
Organism: Cryptococcus amylolentus CBS 6039
Lineage: Eukaryota; Fungi; Basidiomycota; Tremellomycetes; Tremellales; Cryptococcaceae
Exons: 4
Coding region: 191-1330 (379 amino acids)
Biological process (GO): regulation of cyclin-dependent protein serine/threonine kinase activity
Cellular component (GO): cyclin-dependent protein kinase holoenzyme complex; nucleus
Molecular function (GO): cyclin-dependent protein serine/threonine kinase regulator activity; protein kinase binding
Source: RefSeq, a predicted model, not a curated record
UUUCCCGUUUGUCUUGUAUCACCUUUUCAAUCUCCGUCUCUUACGCCCUACCUCUCCAUCUUUUCCUCUUCCUCCUCUUAUACCGAACUCUUCGCUCCUUCGCAAACCACCCGACGUUCAUUCACGCCCCACCUCGCGCUUGAAAAUAAUCCACCUCCCACCACAUACCGAACACCAGACCUUGACGGCCAUGUUCUCCACCACUACCACCGCUCCCACCACGCCCGACUUUGUCCCUCAGUCUCCAUGCUUUGAGGACAGGACCCACCCCGCCUCGAUGGCGCCCUGUGGCUACCACAACCCCGCCCUGCUUGAGUUCAUCCGCACAGACGUCUCUCGCGAGCUUGUCUACUACCUCGCGGACAGGACGACUUCUGUGAUCGGCCAGGCUACCAAAGACGCGGCUCCCCUCUCUCCUCCCACUACCCCCACCAAGGAGGACUCUGACGCGGCUGCCGGUCUGCCUUCGCUGGAAACCUUUGUCGCUGUCGUGUGCGAGCAGUCGAACGUGCAAGUAUCUACCCUUCUUGCCACGCUCGUCUACCUCGAACGACUUCGACACCGAUUGCCGAAAGUCAACAAGAGCAUGCCUUGCACGCGCCACCGAGUCUUCCUUGCUACCUUGAUCGUUUCUGCCAAGUACCUCAACGAUUCGUCGCCCAAGAACAAGCACUGGUGCAAAUACGCCCAGAUGUUCCCUGUCAGCGAGAUCAACCUUAUGGAGAAGCAAUUGCUUUUCCUCCUUGGCUACGACCUUUCCAUCGGAGAGCAAGAGAUUCUUGACAACUUUGAGCCUUUCCUCAGCCGAUACUCAUUCUUCUCUUCCCCGAACGUGGCUUCAUCGCCCGAGCUCCCUCCCACACCCGUUACCCCUGCCCUCCCCCCUCGUCGUCACUCCAAGAGGCACCAGCGAACCACCUCCCUUGGUUCCCGCACAUUCGUCGCCCCUCCUCUCGAUCGUUCCGGUUCUUCCUCGUCCCUCGAAUCCGAUGACGGGCCCGUUACUCCCCGCGAAUCGCCUUCGCCUGUGGUUGCCCAUGCCCAGCGAGGCUACGCCUCCAAGUCUCAGGCCCAGGGCAAGGCGCAGGGUCAGAGACCGACGGCGAUCUACGAAGUGCCCCUCAACAGCAGCACCUACCUCCCCCAAUCGAUGUCUAUCGAAUCUAUCCGAUCUGUCAGCCAGACCAAGGUCGCCCCUGCUGUUGUUCCUUCAGGCAAGGAAAACUUUUUGCAGCGAUUGCUUCGAUCGGAUAAGAGACGGAAGGCGCCUUUGGAGGAGAUCGAGAACCAGAACCAGAGCAUCAGUUCGUUGUCAUCUUGGGUAUACUAGAGCAGGACUCUAGUAUCUGGGUCUUGGGCAUAUAUGGGUAGUGAGGAGUUUCGGCGGUGCCGGCAACGUUUUGGGCUCUUUGGAAUCGGAUCUAGUUGUGUAUGAGUUUGUAAAUCUCUCGUACUUGUUGUGUUCUCUCUCUCUUCAUUGUGGACAUUCUUUACGUAUUCACGUAUCUCUCCCUCAAUCAGUAUCAAUCAUCAGUACGAUCUAUAGUAGUUGACCUACAUAUCAUGACUUUGCAUGCCUUCGGCACCCUCACUUUCGUUCUUCGCUUUUGUUCCUCUGUUACAGCUUAUGGUUACGACCCUGGUUGGUCCAUUGGAAAAGAAAUAGAUGCAAUAGUCUCCUCUCAAUGUCAUGAAAUGACCUGAAGACUGGUCAAUUGUCUUACCGUGUUGCACGUCCGAGCAGAAG